AAUGAGUCGAUUAAUAACGUGCAAUUUUAAAAUGAAAUUAUUGGUAAUUAUUUUUUUUUUAAGUUCAGCUUUUUCAAGUGAAAAUAUAUCUUUGGAGAAACUUCCUAAAAAUAUAUCAGUAUUAUUAAAAAAUGAACGAUUAUUUGAUCAAUAUAUUAAUUGUAUUUUUGAUCGUGGUCCUUGUACUUCUUACGGCGAAAGAAUUAAAGAAGUUUUACCAGAUUUCUUCAAAACCGAUUGCUCAAAUUGUUCUGAAAAGGAAAAAAAUUUGAUUAAGCAAACCUUAAACUUCAUUAAAGAAAAUAAACCAAAUAUUUAUAAGGAGAUAAAUGAAAAAUUUAAACCUCCAAGACGACCUAAAUCAUUGUUCGAAGCAAUAUUUGGAUUUUAA
This is a messenger RNA of Cotesia congregata, 391 nucleotides long. Lineage: Eukaryota; Metazoa; Arthropoda; Insecta; Hymenoptera; Braconidae. The record is from the annotation of a GenBank genome assembly.